This is a messenger RNA of Uranotaenia lowii, 1044 nucleotides long. RefSeq names its product nucleoside hydrolase-like. The coding region runs from base 1 to 903 and encodes 300 amino acids. NCBI's taxonomy places the organism in Eukaryota, Metazoa, Arthropoda, Insecta, Diptera, Culicidae. Gene Ontology annotation, molecular function: hydrolase activity, hydrolyzing N-glycosyl compounds. The record is from RefSeq and is a predicted model, not a curated record. The transcript is spliced from 2 exons.
AUGCCUCGAUCUUCGUCAUCCCGCGAGGCACGCGCAUCAAAAAACAAGAGCUUGGUUUUGGAAGCGCGACGACUGGGCCGGUAUAUGCGACUCAACAAUCGGCCCAUGACCAGGUCUCUGGGGCCUAGAAUAGAAGAGGAGAUACCGGUUUAUCUAGGCUCUAAUGAAAGACUCAUCACCCCAGCGCCAGUAACAGAUCCCGCGGAUCAAUAUUAUGGUUCGGAUGGUUUCGCAGAUGUAGAAUUUCCCGAUUUGCCAUCCCCCAACGUUACUUUGCUUCAAAAUUCUGCCGUCCAAAAUAUGGCUGCCUUAAUCAAUCGUUAUCCACGUGAAAUAACACUCAUUGCCCUAGGUCCACUGACCAAUGUGGCUUUGCUGAUAAAAAUGUACCCAGCGGUUCGCGAUAAUCUGAAGCAAAUCUUCAUUAUGGGAGGCAAUAGACACGGAGUUGGUAAUACAGAAAGUGCUGCGGAAUUCAAUUUCUAUUCGGAUCCUGAAAGCGCUAACAUUGUUAUUAACAACUUCGAACAAAGUAUCACCCUCCUUCCUUGGGAAACUGCAUCCAAAGAAGAAUUAGCCAUUGAUCGAACAUGGCGUUUUGACGUGCUGGGUUCUGCUGAUAAUCCUGUCGUUGAAAUUCUUAACGCAGUCGAGAGUAAAGUUCUAAGAGAAACCGACUCUUGGCUGCCGUGUGACUUGUUGGUACCGAUGGUAUUUGCGAAUCCGAGUUUGAUCACCGAUCAGAAGCACUACCAUGGUGAUGUCGAACUUUAUGGCGGCUUGACACGUGGUAUGCUCGUUUUGGAUUACAAAAAUGAAGGUAUUGGAAACAUCGGAGUUAUUGAUAACAUUAAUAAGACUAUGGUGGAAAUGAUUCUAUUGGAUUUAGUUUCACUACCCUGAUUCUAUUUUUAAAAAAAUGUACAAAUAAAAUUGAUAUGCUUAUUUAAAUAAAAAAGUAUAUUCAAAAAUUCUUAAUAAACACAGAUUAUAAUAAAACAUGUUAUGAUUAUGAUAUAUUCAAACGAGUUCACUCUACAAUUC